Messenger RNA from Cooperia oncophora, 519 nucleotides. NCBI's taxonomy places the organism in Eukaryota, Metazoa, Nematoda, Chromadorea, Rhabditida, Trichostrongylidae. The record is from the annotation of a GenBank genome assembly.
AUGUUGUCGGGUGAAACCGCCAAAGGUCUUUAUCCACUGGAAACUCUCAAGAUGAUGCAUUCAAUCUGCAAGGAAGCCGAGACUGCAUUUUACUACACCAAAUACUAUGAGGAAAUCAUGUUCCACACUGUAAAGCCGACGGAUCGUACACAUACCACCGCCAUCGGUGCAGUUUCUGCUGCUGUUUCCUGCAAAGCCAGUGCAAUCAUCCUCAUCACUUCCACUGGAAGCACCGCUAUUCUGUGUUCUCGCUAUCGCCCACCGGUACCAGUGAUCUCUAUUACACGAGACGAACGGGUUGCUCGCCGACUGCAUCUCUACAGAAGCGUAUUUCCCUUGCACUGGCCCAAACCACGCGGUCCCGACUGGCAAGCUGACAUCGACGAACGUAUCGAAUACGGCAUUGCAGCUGGCAAGAAGCGAGGCGUGAUCUGGACCGGAGAUCCAUUGGUUGUCGUCACCGGCUGGCAUCAAGGUGCCGGAUUCACAAACACGAUUCGAAUACUCAUUGCCACAUAA